AUGCAGCGGCCACUGCCGAGAAACCUCGUUUUCAAAGUUCGCUUCCGGUCGGCUGCAACCCCCAUAAGUAACAACCUACAGUCAACAGCAACUUCUGACGGAUAUGUUGAUGUUCUGGACGAAAGAUUUCCAUGUGACAACACCAAAAGUACUGGAAGUCACUCACGCAGAGUUUCUAUUCCAACUAGCUUCUUUGACAACGACUAUUCUACCGAGUCUGAAUGGGUGGAGCAGAUUGACGGACUGAUAAUUGACGAGGGCAGUGAGGGCUCACAUCGAGAUAAGAGUCGGAAGUAUGUUGGUCAAUGCAACGGUAAACUUAUCAGGCGUGAUCAAAUACGGGCUCAGUUUCGUUCUGCCAUGGGGCAACUGUCGGAGGAAGCAUGUCUUCUCGCAUUUAGUUUGAUGGACAGGUUCGGCCGUUUAAAAGCAGAUUUUAAGAGUCAUCCGGUCAAGAAAGGCACUGGGCUAUGGAGCUCGGGGCUAGAGAGCGGCGACAUAUUUCUAAUCGAAUCCUUGCAAGUCGAGAAGCCAUGUCAACUUUUCGAACAAGGCAUUGUACUCGUGAAAACUGUGCUAGAAAAGGUUCGGAGGCAAACACCUGGGUUCGUUGCUAUUGUACGUCCAAGUGGAGCUCCAUGUGAUUCCAGUAAGAAAGAAGUACUCAGACUUUCUCCAAAGAUGUCUUCACUAGACAGUUUGGAAUGUUUCUGGCGGGAAUUGGGGUUUCGACGCAUAGGAUCUUCGGCGUGGUUUGGACUUUCCUUGGACCCAAAACACCCAUGCCAUCGUCUAGACGCUGCCCACGACUUUAUGAUCCCAAAAGUCCCACCAAUGACUUCGGGAAUCUCAGACGAUGAGAUUUUACCGAGAAUGAAAGCUGCUCUAAAAUUUAGCAGUGAUGAUGACUCUUUGAAAAUCCUUAAGCAACUCACACAUGAUGCAGCGAGGGAUGGUCCACACCUGGGAUCGAUCGAUACUGCGAAUGGUGACACCAUUUUGCACCUUGUUGCAGUCGGCACCAGGCCUAAUUGCGUGCGAUUCAUUUUGGACAGGAAGAAGUCACUUCUCCACAUGCGCAAUUUCCAUGGCGAAACCCCAUUGGAUGCUCUCGUUACAAAAUUGGAGGAAAAAAGAACCACACAUCGCCACGAUGCCAUGGUCAAAGAUAUUUCGGAUAAUUUUGCUGGGUUUAGCGAUCCUGACGUUGACUGUCUUAUACUUCUGGAUGGCAGUACUGAUUUCAGCGAAACAAAUAUCCAGCGCGUGAGGUACGGGUGUAGUUGUGGGCAAUGCAUAUCUGGCUGCCUGAGCCCGCGAAUGCGCGUAGCCCUGGAGCUUGUGGCCGGUAUAUGGAGUGAAUUUCUUUGCGACUUUAUCGACGAUGGGGACUUAUGGGUUCGGCAGAACCGCGUGUGUUUCACUUUCCUCUCAGAUGAUGUACAGAUGCAUCUUAAGAACGACAAGUGUAUGAGGAAUGGGUUCAGGAAUCUCUGUGUGCAUUUCAUCAAUUGCCUGCGGGGGAAUAUGAUUCCUAAUGAUCAUAACGUGCAAUUAGUGUUGAAUCACGGUGGUGAGUCACCUCCUGAUUCAUGGUACUUCCUACAACGAGGUGGAAGUGUUGAUGCAGUAGCUUCUAUGCUCUUCCAAUUCGCAAUGGAAAGCGAUGAGCUGGCUGGGGAUGCCACGCACUCCGAGGAUCAAUUUCAGCUCCCUCGGUGCAGGAACGACCAUGAAUUUGGCUUCGUCAGUGGAUUGUGUGGAUAUGAGAGAAUAUCACCUAGUAAAAGUCAAUCUGCCAGAUUCUGA
This is a messenger RNA of Penicillium waksmanii, 1809 nucleotides long. RefSeq lists its product as uncharacterized. Bases 1 to 1809 code for a protein of 602 amino acids. NCBI's taxonomy places the organism in Eukaryota, Fungi, Ascomycota, Eurotiomycetes, Eurotiales, Aspergillaceae. The record is from RefSeq and is a predicted model, not a curated record. The transcript has a single exon.